Caenorhabditis sp. 36 PRJEB53466 is the source of this 1805-nucleotide messenger RNA. Lineage: Eukaryota; Metazoa; Nematoda; Chromadorea; Rhabditida; Rhabditidae. The record is from the annotation of a GenBank genome assembly.
AUGAACUCUAGGAGCACCGAACAUUUCGCCACGAAUACGUUCGAGAAACUGGACGAGUCGUGGAAGGAAUACUUGGAAAAUAGUACUGUACGAAAGCGUAGUAAUUUUCAAAUCAUAUUAAAUGGGUUACAGAUUGAAGACGUGGUUGCACUUCUGAAUUCGGACGUCGCCUCCGAAGAAGUUCCAGAAUCCCUAAAAAGUUUGAAACUCGGUCUGAAAUCUCUGGAAUACAACAGAAAAUGCAUCAGAAAUCCGCGCGAGUUGUGGCAGAAAUGGACGAGAUCGGAUGCGAGAGAUGGAUUGGAAGUGAGGAAUUCUGAAAAUUAAUGAAAAGCACUUUCCGUCUUAAAGUCCGAAUUCCGAGUGGUGGCGUCUUCGAACGGGGUGAUUCGGAAGAGGAUAAAAGCGAAAAAACAGCACGAAAUCGAUCGGAUCGUCGAGUUGAUCGCCCAAAUUCAAACUUUUCAUGACGACAAAUCACGUUAGUUUCUGUUCAAUCAUCGAAGAUUUUCCAAUUUCAACCGAUUUCAAUGUCAGAACCGAUCGAUAGUCUCGUGGACAUCGGCGCCGGAGUCGGGCAUUUAUCGCGAAUGAUCGCCCUGCACAACAAGCUUUCUGUGAUGGCCGUCGAGGGAAAUCAGCAGGUUUUUGGGCUUCGGAACUUUCUCUCUAAGUGGUUCUAUUUCAGUUUACAGUGGCCGCCAGUUCGCUUGACGAAAAGCUCGUCGAAGAUUCGAGAAGAAUCGGAAAUGCCGAUCUGAAUCUGAAUCUCGGUCAAUAAUCCACUUCUCCUUCCUUUUAAAACGCUCCCUUUUCGCAGACAACUCGCCGCUCCGUUUCACCAGUUUCGUCACCGAAGAACUCGCCGCGAAGAUCGACGAGUUCGCAGAGAAUCGCGCGAUUCUGGUCGGAUUGCACUGCUGCGGCGACUUCUCCUCGACCAUUCUCAAAGUGUUCCGGAAGAGUCGACGGGCAAAGGCGCUCGUUUUGCUCGGCUGUUGCUACCACAAACAGUUCGAGUGCUUUCACUUUCUGCACCCGAAAACCGAGAACGGAGAGGUUCGUUUUGUGCAGAUCAGGGCUGGGCAAAAGGCCGACCCAGGCUUUUUAAAGGCCUUCUGGCCAGCCCUGGUGCAAAUGCAUUCUGCUUAAUUAGUUCUGUUCCAUUCCAGGCUCCGCAGCUGUCGAAAUCGUCAGUCUUUCCGCUCAGUCAAAAGUGGGCGGGGCUAGAGCUCGGCUACGUGGCACGGGAGAUCGCCUGCCACAACAAUGAGAACGUGGCGGCGCGGUUGGGAAACGUCGAUUUGUCCCGCUACGCGCGAGCCCAUUUGGAGAAGUGGAUUUGGGAAAUAACGGACGAUCCGGACGAUCGGAACAUGGGAAUGUGCUCGGUGCGGUCUUCUGAUCAUGAAGAUUCUGAGAAUGAGUGACUUUUGCAGGUGAAAUGCGAGCAGGGAAAGACGACGUUCGAGGAGUACAUCCGAAAAGCGCUCUCGAAAAGAGGAAAUCACUUGUUGGAAAGGGUUUUGAAGGUUCAAUAGAUUCAUUCAGAGUUCUUAAUCUCAAAACGUUUCCAGAAAGUGCCCGAAUCGGAGCUGUCUGCCUGCGUCUCCUCGCUCCGCUGCCCUCUCUUUGACGCGUGCGAGAUCCUUCGGCUCCUGUUCGCGCCGGCCGUCGAAUCGGCGAUUUUGGACGAUCGCGUCGAGUUUUUACGGGAAAAGGGAAUGAACGCAGAAGUCGUCGCUCUUUUCGAGCCCACCGUUUCUCCUAGAAAUCUUGCCAUUGUCGCUUAUAAAGAUUCUUAA